CGCCCCGUGUGGGCCGGCCGGCUCCUCCUGUUUGUUUUUAGAGAGAGAGAGAGAGAGAGAGUAGUGCAGGAGUACAGUGUGAUUGCGGGCAUGGAACGGGUGGAUGGCCGCACACUUGCGCCUGCCUCCCUCAUCCAUCCGCAUCUCUCCCCUCUCUCUCUCUCCCCCCUAGCAAUCAACCCUAGUCUUAGCUUGGUUGACUCCUCCUACCUGGUUGGCAUAGCUUAUUAGCCUCUUCCUUCAGCCCCACUCUACCAGCUCCCGGCACAGCUCGUCGGCCGGUUGCUCCGAUAGCUCAGCUCAGUCGAUCAGCUACGCCUACCUCGGUUCUUGCUCACAAUAGCCGCCUCCAUGGUUCCACAUCAGCGAGCCUAGCAAGUUGCUGUACUUCUACUACUAGUCCCCGGCCUCAGGACUCAAGGAGAGAGGCGUCCCCACCGCGGCUGGGCGUGGGUAGUGCAACUGCUGCGAAUCUGCAAGUACCACCACCGCAUGCAGCAGCUGCCGUCAGGCCAGGCUCACAUGAUCGGAUCGCCCGUCCGCGAGAUCUGAUCCGUGUGUGUGUGUGUGUGUGUGUGUGUGUGUGUGUGUGUGUGUGUGUGUGUGUGUGUGUGUGUGUGUGGAGCUGAUCAGGAAUUCGGCGGCAGCUAGCUGGUUGGUUGGUUGAUCGAUCGAGGGGAGAGAAGAGAGGAUCGAGAUGAUGCUCAAGGAUUUCGCGGCAAUUCAGCAGCAGCAGCAGCAGCAGCAGCUGGCCCUGGCCGCCGACGAGAACAUGUCGAACCUCACCUCCGCCUCCGGCGACCAGACCAGCGUCUCCUCCCACCCCCUCCCGCCUCCUUCCAAGAAGAAGCGCAGCCUCCCGGGAAAUCCAGACCCUGACGCGGAGGUGAUCGCGCUGUCGCCGCGGGCGCUCAUGGCGACGAACCGCUACGUGUGCGAGAUCUGCGGCAAGGGGUUCCAGCGGGACCAGAACCUGCAGCUGCACCGGCGCGGCCACAACCUCCCCUGGAAGCUCAAGCAGCGGAACCCCAACGAGGUGGUGCGCAAGAAGGUGUACGUGUGCCCGGAGCCGGGCUGCGUCCACCACGACCGCUCCCGCGCGCUCGGCGAUCUCACCGGCAUCAAGAAGCACUUCAGCCGCAAGCACGGCGAGAAGAAGUGGAAGUGCGACAAGUGCGCCAAGCGCUACGCCGUGCAGUCCGACUGGAAGGCCCACUCCAAGGUCUGCGGCACCCGCGAGUACCGAUGCGACUGCGGCACGCUCUUCUCAAGGCGGGACAGCUUCAUCACGCACAGGGCCUUCUGCGACGCGCUGGCGGAGGAGAGCGCGAGGGCGGUGGCCGUGGAGGAGCAGCAGCAUCCGGGGAUGCUCUACUCGCACGGCGGCGGCGGCGCGGCGUUCCAGAUGCCCGCCGUGAUGGACCCGUCGAGCUCGCUCGGUGGCGGGCACGGGCUGAUCCAAGAACUGUGCCUCAAGCGGGAGCGGGAGCAGCAACAGCAGCAGCAGCAGUUCGUGCAGCCGUGGCUAUCGGAGCAGCAGCAGCUGGAGAUGGGCGGCGAGGGCGCCCAGGCCAUGUUCGGGACGGCCAGGAUGGAGCAGGAGUUCAACGCAAGCUCCACGCCGGAGAGCAGCACGCAGCCUGUGGGCAUGAGCUUCGCGUCAUUUCCCUCGUCGUCCGCGGCUCCCUCAGCGGCCGGGGCGACGGGCUCUUCUCACAUGUCGGCCACGGCGCUGCUCCAGAAGGCGGCGCAGAUGGGUGCAACGCUGAGCCGGCCGUCGGGCCAAGGCCAGAUGGCGGCGAGCACCUUCAGCAGCAGCAGCAGCAGCGCCGCCAUCACCAACGUCACCAACAAUGCACCUGCAGCCGCUACUAGUAGCAGCGCGGCGACAAGCACCGCCGUCGGCGUGGGAUUCGGGCACGCGUUCGAGGCGCCGGCUCACUUCGGGGUGGACCCGAGACCCACUGCCAGUCGUAACGCCGGCAAUGCCGGCGCCAGCGGCGGAGGUAGAGGCAAUGCCGGAGGCGCAAACGACGGCCUCACGAGGGACUUCCUGGGUCUGCGGGCCUUCUCCCACGGCGACAUACUCAGCAUGGCAGGCUUCGAUCCCUGCAUGCCCACGUCGGCCUCGGCAAGGGCGGCGUACGAUCAGCAAGGGCCCCAGAGCAGCAACCCAUGGCAUGGCUAGUAAUCAACCUCGCAAUCAGCUGGCUAAGCUCACCAUUGAUGAACCCAACCAUAUCCAAGUUGAUGAUUUGAUGCGGCGUGCAAUGGACUAAAACAUCAUCAAGCGUCCGGCAUUGCUCGAUCAUAUACCACUUCAAGGUUAAUCACACUGAUCAGUAAGUUGGAUUCAGCCUUCAGGUCGAUAAAGCAAAAUCAAGUUCUUUAA
Triticum dicoccoides is the source of this 2392-nucleotide messenger RNA. Its product is annotated as protein indeterminate-domain 7-like. Gene Ontology annotation, molecular function: DNA-binding transcription factor activity. Gene Ontology annotation, cellular component: nucleus. The record is from RefSeq and is a predicted model, not a curated record. The transcript is spliced from 3 exons. Bases 698 to 2188 code for a protein of 496 amino acids. Lineage: Eukaryota; Viridiplantae; Streptophyta; Magnoliopsida; Poales; Poaceae.